AUGAAGAGUUCCUCUCGUCGAACAAAGCAGCAUGGCGUCUCCGAGUUGGAUACCGGCACUUACCAAAUCAGUCCAGAGGCCUUUGUCAUCCGCACUCUAAUUAAUCCACUUCGCCUUGUGCGCACACUGAUUCAAUUGGGUCAUGAGCCUCUUCCUCCUACCACCUCCACCUUUCCCUUCUCUCUGUUCGGCCUAUCUCAUUUUACCUUCUCUUGCUAUCCUAACGUGUUCAUUUACACACGUCAUCUCUUUCACACGUACGGAUUCUGGUCGGUCAUGACCUGUGGAUUCUUCUCCACCUUUUGUUUCGAUGCUCUUACUGAUGCUUACUGUUUUGUGAGUCAUCGAUACGUAGUAAGCAGUGCUCUCAAUGCUGGAGAGUGGCUAGAGGAUUCUGAUGUUGUGGGAGCGCCGAAAUUUAGGUUCGCAGAGGGCGCGAUGGGAAGACUUUCGAUCUCUCAGUUCGCAACGCACUUACUUAACCUCUGUUUUUUCAAGACCUAUGAGGUUCUUCUCACUCAACCAUUCUACGUGAUUUUGGUUCGGCAGGCAGCUAGUGUUGUUGGAAAUAAUUCUGGGUAUUCAUGGUUCUUUCAGGCUGUCAUGUCAAUUUUCAGAGAUAACGGUAUUAUGGGGUUCUUCUCUGGCAUUACUCCAAGGCUGAUAUUUGAAUUGUCUCACUUGCUACUCUUUGCCUCCUUGAGUAGGCUGUUGCGACCCCGUAUCUUCGGUUUUUUUGGAUCCUUGUCGAAGACAGUUCGUAACUCCACCUACACACUUUCCUACGCCGUCAGUAGCUUCCUAGCAUAUCGACUGGAGGUGGUGUCGUGCGUGAUGGCUUUACACGGCUCACGGAUACCGACGUUGGAGGCAGCGAUGGCAAACAGUUUCAGUGAUUGGCGCGAAUGUGAGCGCACUCUUGCGGUGGCUGGGCAGCUGCAACGAGGUUACUUUCCUUUUUGGCGCUUCUGUCCCUCCCCUGCUCUCUCUGCUUAA
Molecule: messenger RNA, 996 nt
Organism: Hydatigera taeniaeformis
Lineage: Eukaryota; Metazoa; Platyhelminthes; Cestoda; Cyclophyllidea; Taeniidae
Source: the annotation of a GenBank genome assembly